Cynoglossus semilaevis (tongue sole) is the source of this 1845-nucleotide messenger RNA. RefSeq lists its product as uncharacterized. The coding region runs from base 68 to 1564 and encodes 498 amino acids. The record is from RefSeq and is a predicted model, not a curated record. The transcript is spliced from 3 exons. NCBI's taxonomy places the organism in Eukaryota, Metazoa, Chordata, Actinopteri, Pleuronectiformes, Cynoglossidae.
ACUCAGAUGUGCACUUGAAAUAAUAGACCUGGACAUCAGUGAAGGUUUUAAGGACCUGCUCUGCAACAUGCUGGACGACGAGGUGACGCAGGGCAUCAUUGAGGACAAGAUUCUCCUGCAGUUUGGAGAGCAGAUGUUUCAUUUCUACAGCGGUGAUAGACGAAGGCGGGAGUACAUGAGGCAGAACCUCCGCCAACUGUCAAGACUUGUCCUUGAAGCCCGAAAAACGACUCCCUUAAAAAAUCUGGAGGACUUCUUUUACCCCUCAAGCUUCAGACACGUGGUGUCUGCUGUGAAAGUCGUAGCAGGUUACAAUGCAGAGACCAAAAUGUUCAAAAUCCCCUCGCUUGCGGUAAAGCUUGGUUACCACCUACAGAAAGCCUGCAGUAUUGUCGAGAGCAACGCCCUAAAGCUUGGGGAUAAAGAUCUAGCAAAGUCGGCACAGAACUUCCUCUCGGUGUACCAGAGAAAGUGGAAUAUGCUGGUCUCCUCUGGUGCAUUAUCAAAUAUGAACGAGUCAAAGAUGAACACAGACAAGAUGGUGCCGCUGGUCCAGGAUGUUAAGCUUCUGUAUUCACACUUGGAGAAGGUCCACGAAGUUGUAGAAAAAGACCUGAGAGACAAUGUGACUCAGGAGAACUAUGUCACACUGGCCAAGGUGAUGAUCGCUCGCAUGUUUUUUUUUAACAGGAGGAAAGCCUCAGAGAUAUCUUCAAUUACACUAAGAAAUUUUAUGUCACGGAAAAAGUGCGAUGUGCUGGAUGAAAUGGACGUAUCUGUCACCGAUUUGGAAAGAACCCUGUGUAGCUACUUCACAAGGGUGGACAUGAGAGGCAGUUGUGGAAGGGUAGUUCCUGUCUUCCUAAAACCCACAUUUGAGUCUGCUUUGGAGCUUCUGGUAAAGACCAGAGAGUUGUGUGCAGUUCCCAAAGAGAACAUCUAUCUCUUUGGCCGACCGAAUGCAAAGUCCAACUUCAAAGGUCCCAAAUCUGUCUACCAACUUGCCAAAGAGUGUGGCGUUGAAAAUCUCAACACAAUGACGGCAAAGAAGAUCCAGAAACACUUUGGGAAAAUGCUGUUGUGGAUGAACCUGAAUGGUGAAGAAGUGGAUCAGAUUUUGGGCCCCAACCAUCAGGCUCAUACCAUUAGGGCAGAGCUGGAAACUGGUGAGAGAGACUUUGAAGGAGAACAAGCUGCUUCCCCUUGUUACAGUGAGCACUCCACUUUCAGCUGCGAGCAAGCAAAUCAAAAUUACAAACAGGAACGUGGAACACCGACAGUUGUUCAACAGAAGGGCAAACAGAAGUGGGAAGUAGCGGAGGUUCGUGCUGUUGAAAGACAUUUGAUGCACUUCAUUACGACUCACAAGGUGCCUCAGAAAAAUGACUGUAUUCAGUGUCUGGAGGCUGAGCCGCAAUCACUGAAGACUCGAUCGUGGAAAGGUGUGAAGGACUACGUCAGAAACAGAAUCACUGCCUUAAAGAGAGAAAGUAAUAGAUCUGAGCAUGCACCUAAAAAUGAGAAGAAACCCCGGCGAGAGGAACAAGAAGAGGAUGAUUUGUAGAUGGCUAUACGAUGCAUUCCUUGAAAGCAACUUGUGUUGAGCUAAGGCUUUUUUUUUAUUUAUAUGGUCUUUCCUGUUCAAGGGAUCAUCAUUUCCUAGGUUUCGUUCAGCCUUAAGAGCUUUGGUUUUCUUUGUUCUAAAAGAUUAACUGCAUUGUGUUAUUUAAUUCAUUCAGAUAAAUAUGUCUGUUAUACUGUAGUUCUUCAGUAUCAGUUUCUAUUGACAGUGUUACUCAUUUAUGGAAAUUAAAUUUAAAAAAAACAUUUUAUUUGAGCAAUAAA